GCUGACAGGAUGACAUCACACAAAGCAGUGACCCUCCCACCUGCAGCUCUGCAUAUCAGCUAUAUGAGACUCUGCUAGUUUCUGUCUCACAGAACAUGGAUAUAAUCAUCCUUCAACGAGGCCUCCUCACACUGUCAGUCUUUGUGCUCUGGACUUCAGGUCUGACUGAUGGAAGUGAUGUCACCCAGACUGACACACUGUGGGAGAAACAGGGUGACAGUGCAACAAUACACUGCAAUCACACAAAGGGUUUUCAGUAUUCCCAGAUGUACUGGUACAGACAGCUGCCAGGAGAAACUAUGAAACUAAUCGUGUUCACAAGAAGUGGCAAUGAAAAUCAUGAUUUUGGAGAUUUCAACAACGGGAAAUUUGCAGCCACCAAGCCCAACGCUGAGAGUGGGACAUUCACAGUGAAGAAUCUGGAGCCAGAAGAUAAAGGAUUGUAUUUCUGUGCUGGGGACCUCGAGGACCACAAACCAUCCAAGUUACACUUUGAUUCACCAUGUGGUUUUGAUAAGGCAGCGAGCAGGAGCAGAGAACGCCACACACUGCAGAGACCCUCCUACAACUCUUCAUAUCUCUGUCUGACUGAUGGAAGUGAUGUCACCCAGACUGACAUACUGUGGGAGAAACAGGGUGACAGUGCAACAAUACACUGCAACCAGACCAAGGGUGUUGACUAUUCCCAGAUGUACUGGUACAGACAGCUGCCAGGAGAAACUAUGAAACUAAUCGUGUUCACAUCAGCUGCCAGAGAAAAUCAUGAUUUUGGAGAAUUCAACAACGGGAAAUUUGCAGCCACCAAGCCCAACGCUGAGAGUGGGACAUUCACAGUGAAGAAUCUGGAGCCAGAAGAUAAAGGAUUGUAUUUCUGUGCUGUGAGUCAACACAGUGAUACAGACACAUUCAACAGCUGA
Messenger RNA from Epinephelus fuscoguttatus (brown-marbled grouper), 917 nucleotides. RefSeq lists its product as uncharacterized. The transcript is spliced from 4 exons. Gene Ontology annotation, cellular component: plasma membrane. Gene Ontology annotation, biological process: cell surface receptor signaling pathway. NCBI's taxonomy places the organism in Eukaryota, Metazoa, Chordata, Actinopteri, Perciformes, Serranidae. The record is from RefSeq and is a predicted model, not a curated record. Bases 96 to 917 code for a protein of 273 amino acids.